GGAUCCCCAGUAGCUCUUGCAUGCAAUAGCUACUCUUCCUGCGUGUGGGUGUGAAACUUCUUUUUUUUCAAGUGUGAAAAACGCCACAGGUUCCCCCAGCCAUUACACCAGUCCCCAUGCCUCCUCCCCUCAACUCUCUGUUCCUCUGCUUGCCUCCACUCUGACUGACAUCACUGGAGUUUCCCAGAAGCUACAUGUGUAUAUAACAGCAGCGCUCAGAGUAUCAGUCCAUCAAACACAGCAGGAGCAUCACUACCUUCAAAACAACCUCUAAUAAGACUGCUGGAGUUUAGCACUACAUUUUUUUACAAACUUCUAGACCGCAAAAGAGCUGAACUGCUACUUGAACUCUCUUCGAAUACUGCCUUGGGUUAAGUAGGUAAAGGAAGUCUCCACUCCGGGAUCCGCAGAAAGUUCUAGUAAAACGAUGGAAGGUGAUUUCAGCAGAGUGAUGGUGGACUUGGAGAAUGGCCCUGUGUCACCGACCGUGACCCUGGUACGGGAGAAGUCCACACGACGGUGGAGGCUGUGUGGUGCCCUGCUGGCCAUGGCGCUGUGUGUCUCAGCUGCACUCUUCUUUACCUGGCACUCCAAGGAUCAAGAUCACUUCGAGAAAGCUGAUGAAAUUCAGCAUACCCUGAGACAACUCUCUGGAAACAGAAAGGCUGCCAUUCAUCUAGAAGGUGAAUACAACACCUAUGGUGAUUACAAGUCCUCAGUGGAGUGGACAGAUGACGAGGGCCAGGGAUUCUCACAGGGGGGUCUUAAACUCAACAACAACGAAAUUGUUAUUCCCCAGAUGGGCCUCUACUUUAUCUACAGCCAGGUCUCUUUCCACGUCAGCUGCAAGGCCGACCCCAAGCACCCUAACCAGGACAUGGUUCACCUGAGUAACACGGUCACGCGCUGGUCCCCAAGCUACGGCACCGAAGACAACAAGGAGUACCAGACGCUGCUCAACUCCGUACGCACCGUGUGUAAGAAGUCUUCCAACAGCGAGACUGCGAGUGAAGGAAAAUGGUAUAAUGCCGUGUACAUGGGAGCAGUGUUCAGCCUGGAGAAGGGAGACAGGCUCCGGACAGUCACAGAGAACAGGCUUCUGCCCCAUCUGGAGAGUGGCGCUGGGAAGAACUUCUUUGGCGUGUUUGCCUUGUAAAGACAGACAAAAAUGGCUGACGACAGAGAGGAAGGCUACAUCCCAAAUGCCAACCUAUUCCCUAUACUUUUUUGACAAGAGCUCUAUGGGUGAAUUAUAUACAGGGAAUAGGUCACCAUUUGGGAUGCAGGCCACAGUGUGGAGGGAAAGAUUCAACUUUUGGA
Messenger RNA from Oncorhynchus tshawytscha (Chinook salmon), 1320 nucleotides. RefSeq names its product tumor necrosis factor. Gene Ontology annotation, biological process: immune response. NCBI's taxonomy places the organism in Eukaryota, Metazoa, Chordata, Actinopteri, Salmoniformes, Salmonidae. The transcript has 4 exons. Gene Ontology annotation, cellular component: membrane. Bases 428 to 1156 code for a protein of 242 amino acids. The record is from RefSeq and is a predicted model, not a curated record. Gene Ontology annotation, molecular function: tumor necrosis factor receptor binding.